Molecule: messenger RNA, 1881 nt
Organism: Penicillium argentinense
Lineage: Eukaryota; Fungi; Ascomycota; Eurotiomycetes; Eurotiales; Aspergillaceae
Product: T6SS phospholipase effector Tle1-like catalytic domain-containing protein
Exons: 2
Coding region: 1-1881 (626 amino acids)
Source: RefSeq, a predicted model, not a curated record
AUGGCUCUUCAUCCGUCGCAUUCUUGUGAGCUCCUGGGGGAGGAUUAUAUUCUCCGGCAGCGAGAGGAUGCCAAGCGCGCUCCUAUCCGAAAGCGCAUCAUCAUUUGCUGUGAUGGUACAUGGCAAUCCGCUGUCUCGGGCAAGAAGAAUGUUCCUUCCAACGUCACUCGACUGUGUCGCGCCCUGAACAGCAUCGGCACAGAUGAGAAUGACGAUGAAUGGCAACAGGUCGUCUGGUAUGACUCCGGGGUCGGCACAACAGCGCUGCCCCUGGGAGAUGCCAUCGAAGGUGCCGUCGGACAGGGACUGGAAGGAAACGUUAUUGAAGCGUACAAUUUCUGUGUUCUCAAUUACAACCCUGGCGACAAGAUUUACUGCUUUGGCUUCUCGCGCGGUGCGUAUACCGCUCGCACAAUCUCCGGCUUGAUCUCGGAUAUCGGAAUCUGUCACAAACGCGAUUUGAACAAGUUCCCCGAUCUCUGGGCUGUCUAUAAGAAGAUCGAGCCCGGAAAACGUUUUCACCGCAGUGACGAGUGGUUUGAGUGGCUCUGGGGAAAGGCCGACGAACACCAGGGAGCCAAGGGGCCGUUUGUUUAUGACAGGGUGCCUCAGGGUGAUUGGGCGCAGGAGGGCUCGAGGGAGGUGGAGGUUGUUGGCGUCUAUGAUACGGUCGGCUCGUUGGGUAUGCCAGAAGUGCUGGGUUUCAAGCUGAUCUCUUCGAAUAACGGCUGGCACAAUGUCGGGCUCUCGCCUAAUAUCAAAAAUGCCUUCCAGGCCUUGGCUUUGGAUGAACACCGCAAUGCGUUUUCUCCUGCUGUGUGGUAUCUAUCGGACAAGACAGCCACACCAGAGGAGGUCGAAUCGAGAAGACAGGAAGAGACCCUGGCAGAAAGAAAAUACUGGCAGACUUUGCAGCGAGCCAAGGACCUCAAGUUCUCAGGAAAAGCCACGGACCAGGACGUCAACGACGCCGCACGCGAAGUCAACAAAGCCGCCCGGGCCUGGAAUAAAUCUUCACGCAGACGAGUCGAGUUCCAAAAUCGGCUCGAGCUGCACCCGAGAUUGAAGCAGGUCUGGUUCCCAGGUUACCAUGUCAACAUCGGUGGGGGUUCCAAGGACACGCUCAAGAAUGAGGGCGACAUGGAAGAAAUGUCCAACAUCGUCUUCGCUUGGAUGCUGGACCAGAUCGACGAGUUUCUCUCCAUUGACGAGCGAUUCAUUAUUCACGAACAAAAUGAGCGCGAAAAAGUAUUUGCCACGCUUAACCGAGCCUUCACAAAAUGGGACGCUAUGAUCCAAGCUCAAAAGACUGAAUCCUGGAGCGACUGGGCCUGGCGCCAGAUUAAGGCUACGGCGGCCGUUAUCACGCACCCACUGAAUCCCAUCGACGAGCCCGCCUAUAAGAAGCUGCGUGUUUAUGGGUGGGGAGUUGGCGAUAUGAAAGACAGCUUCACUCCAAUGUACUGGGCGAAUGGGUCGAAAAAGCGAACUCCAGGUGAAUACUCUUUUGGAAUAGACGGAAAAUCUCUCGGAAACAGUUUCGAGUUCAUUCACCCCGUCGUCAACUUUCGCGUCGAGCAGUUCCAGAAGAUGAAUGAGAAGGACCGCUCUCAUCCCACCUACAAGCCAAUUGACGAGUCCAUGCAGUACUUCCGUCGCAAGGUGGUGGAUUCCGAGGGACACCCGGGGUAUGAAUACAAUAUCGGCACCUCGAAGCGACCUUUGCCCGAAUGGAAGCUGGGCGGACUGGACUCUUAUGAGCGUCUUGCUAUUGCUAGCGAGGCAGCUUAUGACUAUGUCGAUGAGCUGGAUGCACAGCUCAAAACUGGUGUUCGGACUGUUCGUCGCCAGGCCGAAUAUAUUGAAGAAAAAGCCAGUUGA